Molecule: messenger RNA, 1317 nt
Organism: Caenorhabditis briggsae
Lineage: Eukaryota; Metazoa; Nematoda; Chromadorea; Rhabditida; Rhabditidae
Exons: 5
Coding region: 1-1317 (438 amino acids)
Cellular component (GO): proton-transporting V-type ATPase complex
Source: RefSeq, a predicted model, not a curated record
AUGUUCAAAAUUCUCUCAAUUUUUCUCCUGUUUUCUCCAAUUUUAGCCUACGAUGCAAUCAUAUUUUCAAAUCACAAAUCGAUAAGAGGAAUUUCCAUAGAAAAUCUGCUGAAAGAUGCUACUGCCGAUGAGCCAAUUGUGAUUAUAACAAACCAAAAUUUCACACUAGGUCAAUUCUCCAUGAAAGCCAAUGCGUACUCCUCUGAGCCAAUUAUCGAUUUUUUGGCGAAUUCUGUGAAAAAUAGCAAAUUUCAUGAGUCGAGAAAUUUGGUAGAUCAAAUUGAGGCCCCGAAUUCCCAAAAAAUCGAUAAUUUCCAACCCGGAUCGUCGAUUCAUAUAAUUUCCGGCGAAAGUUGGGAUGAAAUGGUGGAGAAAUUCACAAAUUUCGAAAAAAUCGAUAAUCGAGCCAUCAUGAUUUUGACGUCUUCUGAAGCGAUUUCCACCGGAAAAAAUCGAAAAAAUCGAUUGAAGCGAAGCUCCGUACCUUUAGGUGCCUUCCCUUUUCCAUUGAUUAUUCCUCCUUAUGGCAAUCCGAAAGUCAAUAUAACCCGAAAAAUCAAUGAAACGUGUCUAUUCUAUUUGGGAGGGGUUACUGUAGUUGUGGAGAAUAAGCUGAGCAAUCAGAAGACGUUAUUCGCAUCGGCAAUGGUUCCAGGAGCGAACUUGACGUAUUCUCAUGCGCUAGAAGACGUGAAAUGUGAAAAAGGAGCAUUUGGAAAUUUCAUUUUUCGAUUUCGACUGAAAUUGGCGAAAGAAAUUUCUGGAAAAAUCGAUAAUUCGAAAAGUUCAGAAAAAUUUGUGCUGAGCAAUGGCGAUUUUAUCGAUUUUAGCUUGAAAUUCCAUGGAGAUUUUUGGGGAUACUGGAGGUUGAUUGGAGCGACAAUGCAUAGUAUCGGAGUCGAGGGACGGGAGGGGUGGAAGACCCUCAAAUCCGUGGACCAAACAAUCGGCCCAAACGACACGAAAUUCUCGAAACUCGCCUCAAUCUCUGGCUUCUCCCUAACCUGCCAUCAAUCCCAAGCUCUCUUCUUCCCAACCAACGACCCGAAGUUUCGAAUCGGAAUCAGUCUAAUCAAUUCCCAAAUUCAAACAUUCACUGAUCCCAAAAUUUGGGACAAAAUGGGACCACGAUUCAGUCUUCAGACGGAAAACUGCACUGGAACAUUCUCUCCAGGCUCUUUGAUGGGAAUUCUGACGUCACUUGUGAUGACCGGAGGCGUGAUUUUUGCAUUCUGGAUGCUCCAAUCGAUAAAGACGCCCGAUCGAUUCGAUGACCCAAAGAAGACCAAGCAAAUUGUUAUUAAUGAGAAAAACUAG